AGAGAGUCAGCGGCAAAAACCAUCAGAGCCUCAUCAUGAACGUCUGUCACAUUCUGAUCUGCUUCGUUCUCACGCUGCAGGGUGGAAACACUCUGCAGGAUGGAAUCCUGAAAGUACCUGAAGGAGGAAAUAUUACACGUGGAUGCUCCUUUACUUUCUCCGGAGACAGUAUGUUCUUUUGCAAGGAAGACUGUAAAAAAGGCCUUCUCAUCAAAACGACCUCUGCCAAGGCUGAAAAAGACAGAUACAGCAUUGAACAUAGUCAAAAAGGCAUUGUAUUUUCUCAAACUGUGUAUGUGAGCAUCAGACAGCUGACCAGGUCUGACUCAGGACUGUACGUCUGUGGUCUGAUAAGAAAAGGGUUUCCAGAUUCAGAAGAGUCGUUUGAGAUCAUUGUUGAAACUCCAAACACUUCAAAACCAAACUGGACUCUCCGCCCUUCCACAUCAUCAGCAACAACUCACAGUUUAAGCUCAAGUUCAGGAAGUUUCAAAUCUUCAUCAGCUUCCCCUGAAACCACCACCCAGUCUGUGCAGCAGCUGGAGAGGACGGCAGCACCACCUGCACCUUCAGGGAAGCUGCUGCUGUAUGUGGGUCUGAUUCUGGCCGUCAUCAUCCUCCUUCUGUCACUGGCUGUGCUGUUCUUCUUCUGCAGGCGGACGAGUGAACCCAAAGAACUUCAUGUGGAAACAGAGUACGCUUCUGUUUCAGGGGCCAACCGAGAGGACAUCAGAGAGGACGGACAGAGCCGCUCUCCUCCUGUGGAAAUGUCUUCAGUUUACUCUUACGCCAAAUAUACCGAACCAAACAGAGCUGAAAGCGACGACUGCAGCCUCAUCACUGCAGCUACAUCUCAACACAAAGCUGCAGACGACUUGAAAGAACUCACCUACUCUCAGGUGGAUUUUCAAGGCGUUCACUCCGCCUCACUCAACGGCGCCCUCACCAAUGAUGUCACCUACUCCAUGCUUCAGGUGGAAGCGAGCUCUGAAGACGCUUCACCGCCGCUGUACUCUGCUCUCACUUUACCUCAGCAGUAACACACGUUUCCUCUCUCAGCAUGACAUUAGUUCAUUUUAAUGCUAUCUAUUUUAUAUAAUUCAAAAAGGGAUAAAAUGAAAUAAAAUACAUCAAGUAUAGAACAGAAACACAGAUGGAGUACAGUAAUGAAAAAAAUGUGGAGUAACAUUCACACAAGAAAAGAGAAGUUCUGGCUCUACUUUUAAUAAAUCUUAACUUAUGUCUGUUAAAGUUAUUCAAGUAAAUAAUGUUUGUUUAAGUCGGGGUUCAAAAUUCCAUAUUAGUCAGGAUAAUCCAUAGAACUGUCUCCAUUUCAGUUAAAGCAUUUUAAAAAUGUGUUAAUAUUUUAUAUUUCCCUGAAUGAGUGCUGUUUAAGGAUGUUUAUAAAUCUUUCAAACACAUAAAACUAUUAAAAGAAUUGGUCACAUAAUCAACAUCUACCAAGAACAAUUAAAAUGAACAACUACCCAAAACAUGUUUGCUGUUAAUUUAACCAAAAUAAUUCAGAGAUAACACAAAAGAUUACACAAAAUAACAAUAAAUAAUUAAUAAAAAUAUUUUAAAAAAUACUUUUGGUUUUAUUCAGACUAAUGCUGGUUAAAUAUUGUAUUUGGUUUGUUACAAAUGUGAAAUAAAUAUCUAUUAUUGAUAAGCAUGAGAUCAAAGGCCUGUAAAACUUCAGUCCCUGAUCUUUUAAUCCUUUAUCCUUUCAGUAUUUGUCAAUAUGAAAUAUUGUGUAGAAAUAGGUUUUAGUGUUAAGAGUCCUUCAGACAUGAACAUUUCUCUGCAGUUAAGAAAGUAAAUUUGGUAAAAUAACUACCAGAAUAGAAGUAAAUUAAUAUUUGUAAUAAAGUUAAUUUGACAUGAACCAAACCGUCCAUUUACACAUCUUUUAUCUUUUACAAAAUAUUUGAAUACACACUUUUCAGCCACUAACCAGAGUGUAGUUUUUAAACACAAUUAAUAUGAACACAGAUUGUCUUCAUGACUUUGUGUUCAGUGUAGAAGUUUAGUUGAAGCACGUUGAUGUUACCAGCAGAUGGCAGUAGGCACCGUGACAACUCAUUUUACUCUCAGGAAAUAAAUGUGCUUUUCAUCAUCAGGUCUAAUUGUUGUUGCUACUCCAGUUAUUAUUUCAUACAUACCAUUUCAUUUUGUUUGUUGUAGUUCAGGUCAUUUGGCUUUAUGUUGGGGAUGCUUUUCUCUUCUUUAUUAUUAAUGUGUAACAGUUUAGCAUUUUACCUGGAUAUGAACUCCAGUGUUUCCCACAAGACUUUGAGAUGACUAUGGUCUGUGGACAUUUUAAAGUUAAAUGCAUCAAUCUGGUGAAUUUAAGAACAAAAUGAAGAAGAUAUAUCUUUUAAGAAUGUUGUGUUUUUGUUUCAGCAGCUGUGAAAUGUAACUAAGUGCUGUACUUCAAUACAAUUUUAAAUACUUGUUCUUUAUUCGAGUAUUUCCAUUUUAUGUAACUUUUAACUUCUUGUCCAGUUCAUCUGUGACGACCCGCAUGGACCCUUUUUAUUUUCACUUUUAUUUUGUAUUCUCUUGCCCCAUCUUUCCCAGGUUGCUUCACUUCCUGGCAUUGUUUAGUUUCCCUCCAGUUUUGUUCCUCACCUGUUUUCCACUAUCUCACCAGCCCUUCACUGCACAUUUACCAGAUUCUCUCAGUUCUUUACACAAGUCCAUUGUUUGUUUUUUGUCCUAGUAUUUGACCUCAGCUCAUUUCUGGAUUUUGUUUGUAGCCGACUUCUUUGUAUUUCCUUAUUCUUAACAAGCUGUUUUGUAUUUUUGGACGGGCCUUUCUGUAUGUAGCGCGACUAUUCAUCUGACUGACUGUUUUGUCUUUUG
Anoplopoma fimbria (sablefish) is the source of this 2868-nucleotide messenger RNA. RefSeq lists its product as uncharacterized. Lineage: Eukaryota; Metazoa; Chordata; Actinopteri; Perciformes; Anoplopomatidae. Bases 36 to 1040 code for a protein of 334 amino acids. The transcript has 7 exons. Gene Ontology annotation, molecular function: transmembrane signaling receptor activity. Gene Ontology annotation, cellular component: plasma membrane. The record is from RefSeq and is a predicted model, not a curated record.